This is a messenger RNA of Vicia faba (fava bean), 375 nucleotides long. The record is from the annotation of a GenBank genome assembly. NCBI's taxonomy places the organism in Eukaryota, Viridiplantae, Streptophyta, Magnoliopsida, Fabales, Fabaceae.
AUGGCGAAGAGAUUUAGCGGCGAACUUUCAACGGCCGUUUUUGCUGAAAAAAGUUUCACCUCUUCUCCCCUAACAGCGACCUCCGUCAAAUUGACCCCCACCAAAUGCCUUAGCAACAUGAGCACUGGCAAACAUUGCUUGUCUAAGCACGCCGAAGUUGUUGUUGAAAAUGGUGUAGUUCCCCUUCUCGUGCUGCUGCUGAGCUGUAAGAAAUACGUCAUCCAAAUGAAGGGUAUAAUGGUUGCAUAUUCAUAUAACCAUGGUUGUCAAAAUCGUGAUCCCACUCGUAGGAUCGUACGAUUUUACGAUCGUAGAGCUUGGCGAUCUUGUGAAGACAAAAACUUGGAUUUCCACCAUAUAGGAUCUCAAUUUUGA